This is a messenger RNA of Pundamilia nyererei, 770 nucleotides long. Its product is annotated as meiosis 1 arrest protein-like. Bases 60 to 770 code for a protein of 236 amino acids. Gene Ontology annotation, biological process: spermatogenesis; meiosis I; male meiosis chromosome separation. The record is from RefSeq and is a predicted model, not a curated record. The transcript has 5 exons. Lineage: Eukaryota; Metazoa; Chordata; Actinopteri; Cichliformes; Cichlidae.
AAGGAUAUGUUUGGGGGUUUUCCCCGAAUGCGGAUGCAAAAGGAAAAAAUGAGGCUAUCAUGGAGAGCAGAAAGAGGGCAGCAGCUUCUUCCAACUCUCCAAGUUUGGUUUUCUGGUCCUCGUCGUUCCCACGGCAACCAGCCAGGGUCCUAAUUGUGGAGGCGCUGCCGCCCCGAUGGUCAGAGACCCGCACGGUUCUUUGCGAUGCUCUCGACAACUUCUUGUCUCUGGCCUCUAGUCUGGAUGGGCCCUGUAGGAUACCUCUACUGAGCCUGUAUGCCGUCAGCAGGCAGCGGGAAUGUCUAUUGCCACUUGUGCAAGUUCGUGGUAACUUCGCCAGGCUGCAUUCCUGUGUUGAAGAGCUGAGGUCUAUUCCAAGUGAAGGUUGUAUCAGAGGAGCAGCCGCGGGAGCUGAUCUGCUGCGACAGGCAGUGCUGGACAGUCUGCAGCAGUUUAAACAGUACAUCAGACACACCAGCGCUGGCAGUCAGGCCGGCAGCAACAUCUCUGUGGAGGUUACUCUGGUGACCAGCCAGCCAGGCCGCAGCAUUGUUCAUCAGCUGGAGAUGGGGCUCAAAGAUGCUGACCUGGUUUCACUGAAGCGACUCCUGGUAGUGCAGAUCUACAGUACAGGAGACUGGGGCCAAGACACUCUCUCACCUGAGGCCGCCGCACCCUCAGAGACUGAAGGUUCUUCUCUGUCAACCUGGGCACUUGCUCUUCCUCCGCUGCACCUGUCUGCUGUGGUGUGCCUCAAGGAUCUGUGUUAG